UUUCCCAGAAUUCCUUGCUCGGUUUUGUCGCCGCUUCUGAACAUGUGAGAGUCUGUAACACUUUGAUUAUUUCAGCUGUUUGUUUUCUUCUUACGCUAUUUUGAGCUGUAUUUGUAAUAUUUCUCCGCGAGGUGAUGACGUCAGGCCGGCGUUAAUGAAGAGUGUGUUCUGAUUGGCUGCUCUGGAAUCCGCUCAUUAGGAAGCUCAUCUCAUUUUAUCACUGGAGAGACUGACAGGAUGAUCAGUCAUGUGAAGUGGCAGCCAGGUCCAGUAGCUGAUAUAUUUUUUCAUCAAGGUGCAGAAGAGGAAAUGACGAUCCACUGCUUUUGCUCCAGAGCUUUUGUGAAUGAUCGAGAGCUGUAUAGAUCGGAUAUCAAGUCUCUGCUGAAUCAGACCCACGACGGAGCGCGAGUCUAUCAGGAGGAUGAGGAAGAUGAGGAGUCCAGCUGCUCUGAGGAAGAGGAGGACACGGUGCUGGAUGAAGAAACCCUGCUCAUGGUCAGUUUGGGGCUUCCCGUAGCCUUCGCCAGCUCCUCACUUCAGAGAAGUGCAAGCAAGAAUGGAUACAGAGGGAAGAAGAAGAGCAGCACUGAGCGCUGGGAGAACUCCGAUUAUUAUAAAACCUCACAGCCGGAGCUGUUGAUGGGCGAGGAGGAGGAAGAGGAAGAGCGAAAGGAGGAAGAGCGAAAGGAGGAAGAGCAUGGGCAGAAAGAGCGAAAGGAGGAAGAGCAUGGGCAGAAAGAGCGAAAGGAGGAAGAGCGUAAGGAGGAAGAGCGAAAGGAGGAAGAGCGUGAGCAGAAAGAGCGAAAGGAGGAAGAGCAUGGGCAGAAAGAGCGAAAGGAGGAAGAGCAUGGGCAGAAAGAGCGAAAGGAGGAAGAGUGUGAGGAAGAGGAGGUGAAGGCUGUUGUGGACGAGACUUGCACAGAGCCGGAGUCUCACACUGAUCAUGCCUGGCUGCAGUACUGGAAUCUGCACGGAGAGAGCCUGCUGUGGGCGAGCUGGGUGGAGAAACACACAGAGUUCUCCACCGCGUCUCCUCCGGCUCCAUGGGCGUGUCCUGAAUGGAGGGAAAAGUGGGAGGAGCAUGCUAAUCAGAUGUAUGGAUAUUACUGGGAGCAGUUUAGCUACUGGGCUUCUCAGGGCUGGACUACAGACGAGACGAUUAGCACUGCUGCUGCUCGAGACGAGGAACUGCAUGCUGAGGAACACCAUGAACAGCUGGAUGUGAUGGAACCGGAGAAAGAUGGACACAAGUCUUCCACUUGCUGUUAUCAGAUGUCAGGAGAACCGGAGAGGUUUCCGGGCGAAAACCCAGCUGACAUCACAGAGCUCGUUAGCAGUUUAAACUUGGACACAGAGAAAUGCGAGCAUGAUGGUAUUAAUAAAAUUUUGCACUGUAGUUAUGCUAAUGAGCCUCAUGAAGGAGGAGACCGGAAAAGACCGGCUUCAUCGGGCAGCACCGGCACGGAGAAAAGCAAUGAGAAACCGAAGUCCAGUACUCAGCCAAACAGAGCCAGCGAGCCAGCGAAGAGCAGCUCAAAGGAGGAUGAUAGUGAUGAGGACGAGCCGCCAGAGAGAAAAGCAAAAACGAAAAGGAGUCAUGAGCUAGACGUCGAUGAACUCGCUCAGAUGCCUGCUGACGAAGCGUGGGAGAGUCUGGGCCUCAAACGCGGCCAUCAACACAAGUUUGUGAGUGUUUUAAAGUUCCGGAGAACGCAGGAGGGAACUCGGAGGAAGGCUAAGUGGAGACAGAAAGCCACCUGCAAAAUCAACAAGCAUGUGUUCUUUACUGAGGACGGAGAGAUGGCAGAGCCCAAGAUCAACAAAACUCUCCAAAAAGUGCAGAAUUUCCUCCAGACGGUCCAAGCUGGGAAUGACUCGGAGAAGACAGCAGCAUCAGUGCUGGAUGGAACGGGAGAAGGACACGGCGCUCCAAAUCCACAGGAAUGUAAGGAAGAAAAGGUGGAGGAGUUUAGGGAGACUACUCAGCUUGGACAGCAUGGAGAAGGUGAAGAACAAUUCAGCAAGCAGCAGGUCAUAACCGAGCUGGAACCAGAACCACUAACGGAACCAGAGCAGGAAACACAUGUUCCUUCAGACAGUAAGGAGCAGGAACUCGGAAGGGAACUUGUGCCUCUGGACAUCCCAGACUUCCUCAUUCCUGAUGCUCCAGAAGAUGAAAAUGGAGCCAAGAACCAGAAGUCUUCAAAGAAGAAGAAAAAGAAGAAGGCUAGAAGGUGGAGGAGGCGGGAAGUGGAAGUGGACGUGCCUCCUGAGAUCGCAGCUGAGCCGGAGUUGGCCAAGUACUGGGCUCAGCGUUAUCGCCUGUUCUCUCGUUUCGAUGAGGGCGUUAAACUGGAUCACGAGGGCUGGUUUUCUGUCACGCCUGAGAAGAUAGCCGAGCAUAUUGCUCAGAGAGUGCAGGUUGCAUCCCAGACGCUGGUCAUCGUCGAUGCCUUCUGUGGAGUGGGAGGAAACGCCAUUCAGUUUGCCCUCACUGGAAACAUGGUGAUCGCCAUCGAUAUCGACCCGGUGCGAUUAGCACUCGCACAGCACAACGCUGCAGUGUAUGGAGUUAGUGAAAGGAUCGACUUCAUCCAGGCGGAUUUUCUGCAGGUGGCGCCGCAGCUCCGGGCUGACGUAGUCUUCCUCGGCCCACCAUGGGGGGGACCCAAGUAUCUCCACGCUGACGUCUUCAACAUCAAGACCAUGAUGAGCCUUGAUGGAUUUGAAGUUUUCAGGCUGGCCAAGAUGAUUUCAGAAAACAUUGUGUAUUUUCUCCCAAGGAAUGCUGAUAUGGAGCAGAUUGCGUCUCUCGCUGGCCCUGGUGGGAAAGUGGAAGUGGAGCAGAACUUCCUGAAUAACAAACUGAAAACCAUAACUGCAUAUUUUGGUAAUUUAAUCAAGUCAGAUUCAUAGUUGAACUUUUUAAUGUCCUCCAAAUCUGACUUUUGUGUAACAGUGUAUAUACUGUCUUUAUUUAUUUAGUUUUAUUGCCUAAUUACUGUUUUAGGAUGAAUCAUUUCUUUUACAGAUGAUACCUAAUGUCUUUGUACAUCUGUAUGUUUUUCUAUUAAAGAUCAUCAAGUGUG
Molecule: messenger RNA, 3092 nt
Organism: Pangasianodon hypophthalmus (striped catfish)
Lineage: Eukaryota; Metazoa; Chordata; Actinopteri; Siluriformes; Pangasiidae
Gene: tgs1
Product: trimethylguanosine synthase 1
Exons: 14
Coding region: 238-2919 (893 amino acids)
Biological process (GO): 7-methylguanosine cap hypermethylation; 7-methylguanosine RNA capping
Cellular component (GO): nucleus
Molecular function (GO): RNA cap trimethylguanosine synthase activity
Source: RefSeq, a predicted model, not a curated record